AUGGAAAUGGAGCACCAGCCAUGUUUAACGCUCAUUUCUAACCUGAACCUUGGAGAUUGCAGUUGCUGCUUUCUGUGGUUUGCUAAUCUGCUAAAGGUGGGCUUUGCAUCGCUGGACAACUGGUUCCUGGAUCAUCUGAAAGUUCCAGUCGCUGCCCUUCCUGACCCGGAGCUCCCGUUCUGGAUUCAGGAACUGGGUAAUUUUAAUUUCAAUUUUAAUAACGUCAUGGGAGAACUGAGGAGAAGGAUGAGGAUGAGGAGGUUGAGAGAACUGUUACACAUUGAGGAGGUGGAGGAAGGUUUUUUUGAUGAUGAGGAGGAGGAGGAAGAGGCUGAAGCAUUAGUGGUGGAGGAGAAUGAGGAGGUGGAGAUACAGGGUUUUGUGGAGGUAGAGGUUGAGGACGAGGUUGAGGAUGAGGAUGAGGCUGAGGGCCAGGAUGAGUAUGAUAGGUAUUUAUCUAGCGAGUCUCUUGGUGGGGCUGAGGACGAGGAUGAGGAUGAGGCUGAUAGGUCUUUUUGUAGUGAGUCUCUUGAUGAGGCUGAGGACGAGGAUGAGGAUGACGAGGAGGCUGAGGAUGACGAGAAGGCUGAGUAUGAGUUUGAGGCUGAGGAUGAGUUUGAGGCUGAGGCUGAGGAUUAUAGGUCUUUUUCUAGCGAGGUUCUUGAGGAAAAGGAGAAGAGACGAAGAUGA
This is a messenger RNA of Cyprinodon tularosa, 690 nucleotides long. Its product is annotated as glutamic acid-rich protein-like. The coding region runs from base 1 to 690 and encodes 229 amino acids. The record is from RefSeq and is a predicted model, not a curated record. The transcript is spliced from 3 exons. Lineage: Eukaryota; Metazoa; Chordata; Actinopteri; Cyprinodontiformes; Cyprinodontidae.